Molecule: messenger RNA, 2043 nt
Organism: Verticillium alfalfae VaMs.102
Lineage: Eukaryota; Fungi; Ascomycota; Sordariomycetes; Glomerellales; Plectosphaerellaceae
Product: sulfate transporter 4.1
Exons: 2
Coding region: 1-2043 (680 amino acids)
Biological process (GO): transmembrane transport
Cellular component (GO): membrane
Molecular function (GO): sulfate transmembrane transporter activity
Source: RefSeq, a predicted model, not a curated record
AUGAAGGUCUUAGACAAAAUCAAGGCCGAUGUCAGAACUGACGUGACUUGGAACCGAGUUGGACGUCUUGGAGCGUCUGGUGCUCGCGCCCUGCCCUCUGCUUCAGUCCAUUACGUUGUCGAGAAGUUCCCAAUCAUCGGGUGGCUUCCUCGGUACAAUCCACGAUGGAUCGUUAAUGAUUUGAUUGCGGGCCUGACCAUUGGUCUGAUGCUCAUUCCCCAGGGACUGUCGUACGCCAAGAUUGCAGACAUCCCCGUUGAGUAUGGUCUCAUGUCGAGUUGGCUCCCCGCAGCCGUUUAUGCUUUCAUGGGAACCACCAAAGACCUGUCAACUGGACCAACUUCACUGAUUGGUCUCCUCACAUCCGAGAACGUUCACGCCCUACAAGAUCGAUGGACACCAUCAGAAAUCGCUUCAGCUACAGCGCUCAUGAUGGGUGUCUACGGUAUGAUUCUGGGUUUCCUAAAGCUCGGGUUUCUUUUGGAAUUUAUCUCCUUGCCCGUCCUCAGCGGUUUCAUUUCCGCAGUCGCCAUCACGAUCAUCCUGAAUCAGAUGGACUCUCUUUUGGGAGAAGACAACGUCGGCGACGGCGCUGCCACCCAGAUCCACGACAUCUUUAACCAGUUGCCCAACGCAAAUGGAUGGGCUUGUCUCAUCGGGUUUUCAGGCAUCCUUUUCCUGACACUCCUUGAUCAAGCUGGGAAGCGGUGGGGGAAGAAGAACAAGACUAUAUGGCUGCUCUCCAUCACCCGAGCCUUUCUGACCCUCGUACUUUUCACUGGGGUCAGCUAUGGAGUGAACAAAAACAGGUCGGAGUACCUGUUUGAAGUCGUCGAAGUCAAGGCCAAUGGCCAACAAGCACCCACCUUCCCGCGCCAGGAUCUGAUCCCAGAAGUGGCCGGCCGCAGCAUUGCAGUGUUCAUCGGUGCAGCAGUGGAACAUACAGCGAUUGCCCGUGCCUUUGCAGUCAGGAAUCAGUACACGACAGACCAAAGUCAAGAGCUUUGCUACUUCGGCGUAACCAAUUUCUUCAACAGCUUCUUUCACGCCAUGGGCGUCGGCGGCGCCAUGUCGCGAACAGCUGUCAACUCUUCUUGCAAUGUCAAAUCACCCUUGUCCGGUCUCGUUACCAUGGCGGUGGUCCUCAUCUGCGUGUAUGAACUGGUCGGAACGCUGUUUUGGAUCCCCAAAGCAACACUAGCUGCGAUCAUCAUCACGGCCGUGUGGCCCCUGAUCUCACCGCCGUCGACUUUUUACCGAUAUUGGAAGACCUCUUUAGCUGACUUCAUCUCCUCCAUGAUUGCGUUUUGGGUCUCGCUUUUUGUUUCUACUGAAAUCGGAAUCGGCGCUGCCGUCGGCUUCAACAUCGUCUAUGUCCUGUUGCGCCAAGUCUUCACAACUCUCUCGUCAAGCGGAUCUUCUCAAUCCCAGUCCGAGCUUGCUCGCGCACUGCAUGCAUCAAGCGCAGUUCCGAGGAACCUGCCCGAGGACACGCGAGUCUUCAGGUUCAACGAAUCGCUUUUCUUCCCCAACGCUUUCAGUAACACAUCUCGUGUACUGGAUGACAUUCAAACAUUCCACGCGCCCGUGUAUAAUGGCAGCCACGGACCCGAGACCGAGCGCAACUGGUCUGUCGUUGGCGAGAAACGCGUUGGAAGGCUCCGGAAGAAGGCUGGCAUCCAUGAUCCCACGUCGUUGCCCGAAAUUGGUCUCGUCGUCCUCGACUUUGCGAGGGUUAAUCACAUCGACUUCACCGCCAUCAGUCAUUUGAAAAAUCUUGCCGCCAGCGUUCGCAAGUACGGUGGGGACAAUGUGGAAUUGCGGUUCGUUGGAAUGUCUCCUUACGUCCGUCAGCGAUUCGAGAGAGCGCAGUGGCUAGUACUUGACGCCGAUGCCACUGCGAACGAAGACAUCCAGACAGGCACCGUGCUCCUCUACCCAGACUUGGCCAGCGCCAUCUCGGCGCCACGGAAGAGAGAUCGAGCGUCAGAUGAUAAUGAGAUCAAGGGCAUGGUCUCUCAUGACGAGAAGGCACAGGCUUGA